UUCAAUACUAAACAGGACACGUGUGUCCUCUGUGACAGAUUUUUGAGAUGACUGUCUUUUUUUAAGAGCUAGGGCGGAGGGGGUGAGCUAUAACGGGCGAGCUUCUGUUUAGCUUUGGCAAGUUCGAACAGCGCCGAAUGAAACGCUAAGCUUUGCUCACAUUCAGAUGGAAAAAUUACCCUACAGGAGAUCCUUGAUUCUACUCCAGAGCUGUCUGUGUGUUUGUGUGUGCAUGCGUGUUUUCUUGGUGUUACACGCCUCCAGCAGCUGAGCCCUGCCACCGCUCCACGCCCUCUGCAAGUAACCGGGAUCACUUGCGCAUUCCCUGAAUGUCCGCCAUCUGACCAAUCUGGACAGCUGCCCGACCCGUCUGCCUCCCAUAGCACAGAUCUCUGGCAUUUCUAGCUAAGCUGGUGAUCUGUGACCCACCUGCGGGCCGGCUGCUCGGAGUUUUAAAAUAGCGGUGUUUCUGUGGUGGAGGUGGGAAGCGUUAACGGGGGGAAAAAAGGGGGUGUCAUAGGUCAAGCCGGAGAGACGGCAGAGGUCAGAGAGGAGCUGGUAGAUUGUAAAUUGAGUCAAUAUGGUUGUAACAUACGAUCCAGUGACAUCUUGCAAGCAUAUGUCAAAAAUAUUUAAAGGACAUCCAAAAACAACAGCAAUAUAAGUUUAAAUUUGACAGAUUAUCCCUUUAUAAAGUCAAUGUAUCAGUCAAUAUCUUAUUUUCAAUCAGGCAGCACUAGUUUUCAUUUGUUUCCAAUAUUCACUCUCCUCCGAGCCGACGCUGCUUCCUAUUCAGGAGUCUUUUUCCCCUGAAAACAGUUGCCUGGUGCGACGAAAAACAAAGGAGGCAGAGUGACUCAGACAUCUGUCGGAUCUCAAAUCAAAACGACGAGCUGAAAGAUGUUAAAACAGCUCGGCGUAAAGAUAUUUAGGAUGAGUAAUACAAUGAAGUCACCAGUGUGCAUGAAAUGUAUAAAACUAUUUCAAUCCAAUGAAGUCCCAACGCAGUCCUCAAACGAGUACCUGCUAAUAUGCAGCGUUGAAGCUCGUCACAUCAAACUAGAAAAGUUAAAGAGCGUGGAUAAACAAGUUUCAACCGUAAAACAUGACGAAUGAAUGUAUUGAACUUUUGCCACCAUUAGAUUAAAAAUAAAAGCGUGCACUGAUGAGGACAACGGAUCUAACUGAAGCAUAAUAAGCUGCCACAAACCUAAUACUUAAUGUCCCCAUGUGAGGACACUGGGUUUCAGGAGGUUAAUAUAAAGUAAUAUAAAAAAUAGUGAUUAGAUUAGAGCACCUUUACUAAUACAGACCCAUGAGUUGCUUGCAGAGGUAUUCAGGACUAACCGAGAGGACUUCCAUUAAACAAGACUUAAACUCAUGGAUGGAUUUUAUCUUCCACGCAGUCAAACGCAUGCAUGCGCCGGCUGUAUCUUCACAUCUCGUGUGUGUUUACAUAGUUUGAACGAACCCUCUGUCACUUUCUUGGCAGUGCUCGAGUCCACCUAACUCCCGGCUAAUAAAUCCACACAUCCCUUAUUUAUGCAUAACUUUAAGCAUUGACAUAAGUUAAACCAACGGGUUGUAGAGUUCACCUCCCAUCGUACUGGGGAAGAAAUUAGCUACAGAGACCAAAACGUUUGGCAUUUUAACAUGAAGUUAAUCUGUGACGAUUAACUCGGUUUUUGUAGCAAGCCUCAAGUGGUCAUUUGAGGAACUGCACCUACGUAGUGGUUUCAUUUUGCAGCCCUGAACCUGAAUAUGAACAUACUACGUGUAUAACUAGAUUGCAAGCUGCCCGGCUUCCUCUUUAUGUGCUCAUCUGUUAUAUAGUAUUGUGGACUGUACACAUAAUGCUCAUUUGUUACUUAUUUAAUGUGUGAGAGGCAUUCACAGCUGCUACUGAUAAAAAAAAUGGUAUCUGAUCUGAUCUAAUGAGCUGUGGGCUCAUCUCGUCAACGUCCAGAAUGUUUCCCUCGUGUCCAGGAUGCUCAUCGAGAUGCAACGUUUCUUUCUGUCCCUUUAAGCACAGAGGGCUUCUGUGCGUGUGCGUGUUGGUGGUAUUGUGUUAGAGUGCUGCCUCGCUGAUGUUUCUGUAAUGCAAUCAGUGUUUCCUGUCAGAGAGAUGGCGAAGGAGGGAGUGAAGAGAUGAGAGGAGCUUUGAAUGACGCCCGCUGCUAAUUUACGGCGCGUGAACUCUUGUGAGAGAUGUGCAGCCGGCUCGUCUUCAAAGAACACACAGAUAAGAAUAUACAGAGGGUCCGGGUUAUAUACAGCACAUCUUGCAUAAGAACACCUUCCUCUGAGAGGCUCGGUUUUUGUGUUGGAUUAUUGGAGAAGGAAAUCACAGCUGUGAUGUCACGGCUGUGUGGGAGUGCUGGGGGGAGCACGUGGAUGCGUUGAAACAUAUUGUAUGCAUGGACGGGGCAGGAGAAAGCACUCUGAAGUGAACCGAAGGGAGUGGAGGCAGAGCAUCAUCACGGCGGCACCGAGCGAGGAGGAAAGAAAGAAAGAGAGGAAGGAGGAAGGAGGGAGGGAGGGAGCAGGAGUGAACGCGAGAGGGAUCUGAAAAGGAGGACAGAGAGCCAAGAGAGAGGGAAGAGGAGAGACGUGGAGUGCCAAGCUCCUCUGCCGGCUCCAGAGGCGGUUGAGUUGUUGUUGUUGUUGUUGUUGUUGUUGUUGUGCGGUGGGGUCAGUAUGAGCAGCCCGUGCCUGCUGCGUGCUGCUCCCAUAAGCCAACCCCGGAUCAGAGAGGUCAAGAUCAGCCUGAAGGCCAGCAGCAGGGAGGCUGCGGCCACUAGGAGCAGCAGCAGCAGCAGCGGCAGCGGAGCGGCCAAGGAGGCUGCAGGGCGGCCCUACGCCCCGUCGGAGAAGGAGGCGCCGGCGCGGGUUGGCUUGAGCGGCAGCAGCAGCAGCAGCGGCGGCGGCAUCAGCCGGAGCAGGAGCACCCCGCCGGUCCACCGGGCCCACAGACCAGACGGCAAGAAGCCCACGAGGGGGAGCGUCGGCAGGCAACAGGAGCAGCCGGAGCACCACCCGGAGAGGAAUGGCACCCUCCUGCACGUCCCUCUCGCCGCGGCGCCCUCGGGACUCUCCCCCUUCUCCCCCACCUCCUCCUCCUCCUCCUCGUCCUCCUCGUGCACCUCGAGACGUCAACGGCCCUCUCACCCCCACCCUGCGCCCGCCCCACUCCUCCUCCUCUCCUCCUCCUCCUCCUCCUCCUCCUCCGCCGCCGCUUCCUCCUCGGCCAAGAGUAUGAAGCGAGCGCGCUGGCUGAGUUACAGCACCUCCAACAUCUCUUUCAACUCCAUCCUGGAUGGACGCUUCAGGCAGCUGCAAGGUACAGGGGUCCUGACGGCGGAGCUGUGUGUGUGUGCGCGUGUGUGUGGUUGUGUGUUUGUCUGAGUGAGUUUGCCUGUCCUCUCCUUCCUCACACGUGAGACACAAAAACUCUUUUCCAGUCACGUAUGUCGCCUCCCUGCUCCAACUUCUGCUUGCGUUCAAGCCAGGGUGGCACGUGAGUAAGCGUCAAGUGAGUUCAUCAUCUUGUUGGGAAAAGCUCCCACAGAGGUGGCCCUUUUUAUUAAAUAUAUCCGCUGGUAAUUUAUUUAUUUUGAGGAAGCUGUGUGGCUCUGCCCCAAUUGUUCACUGCCUUGCCUUUGAAUAAUUCACGAGCAAACUCCUAAAAAAAGGUUGUCAUGUUUUUCCCCUCUAAAGCCAUUCAGUGCUACAUGUCCUUCUAUUUUAAAUAAACACACUUAUCGUUCUCUAUUCGGCCCCGCUCCGAAGAACAAACACAAGUUUUUUUUUGUUGUUGUUGUUGUUGUCUGAACUUCUUUUUUCUGAAUGAUUGCUUCGGUGGCGUAACAAAAAAAAAAAAAAAAAAAAAAAAAAUCAAUUGCUGUGAUGGUUUAACUUCCCCCUGCGUGGGUUAUUAAGGUUUUAAGAGAGCGGUUUGCCGUCACUGUGGAUUUCUGUUAGCUUGCACUAUGCUAUCCAACUCCCUGAUGACAGGGAGUGCAUUAGCGGGAGGAAGAAAAUGGAGGAGACGAUGCAGGAA
Mugil cephalus (flathead mullet) is the source of this 4060-nucleotide messenger RNA. RefSeq names its product putative protein TPRXL. The record is from RefSeq and is a predicted model, not a curated record. The coding region runs from base 2698 to 3405 and encodes 235 amino acids. The transcript has a single exon. NCBI's taxonomy places the organism in Eukaryota, Metazoa, Chordata, Actinopteri, Mugiliformes, Mugilidae.